Zea mays is the source of this 1279-nucleotide messenger RNA. RefSeq lists its product as uncharacterized. The record is from RefSeq and is marked predicted. NCBI's taxonomy places the organism in Eukaryota, Viridiplantae, Streptophyta, Magnoliopsida, Poales, Poaceae.
AAACCCUUAUCUUUCCCUCUACGCACUCGCGAUGCUCCCUCCAGUCACCGCACCGACCCAUCCGCCUCCGCCCUGGGAAUCGACGACCACCACUAGACCGCCGCCGCCACCUCCUCCUCCUUCCGGCGCCGAGUCCGAGGUGCCGCCAAAGAAGCGGAAGCUGGAGGGGGUGGGGUUUCAGCGCUCGCCCUAUUACACGAUCAGAGAAACCGUUGCAAAUCUCCGCGUCCGCUUCCUUCAGGUUUGCCAAGGAACUGAUUCAGAAAAGAAAGAUACUGCUGUAGGAAUCUUGAAUGAGAUGAAAUCUGUGAUGGAAUUAUCCAAGAAAACACGGCUUGAUCUGUCCGCUUCUGCUGAACCUGUGAAACCGUUGAACAAACAUGCAGCUAGAGCUCCUGAGGAUAAGCGUGUUGGGAAAGUUCUGUCUGCAGAGAAGAGUUUAGUUCCUCCGACAAGCCUGGGCCUGGCUGGACAUUUUGUGCACAAUACAGGUGGGGGUGUACCACUCAAGCCUGAUAACUCAGACACCGCAGCACAUGGGUUACCGGUGAAGAUUAGGAAGUGGCCCGGACUAAGUAAGAUAACAGGUUUUACAAAGCGACAGGGUGGACUUCCUCAAGGUUCUUAUGUCAUCGGUGGAUCUCCCAUUGGCUGGAAUUUUCUUGUGUGGCCUGGAAGCAAAGCAGUCUACUAUGGUUUGACCAAAGCAGAGUGGUUGGCUCGUCAAUCUGCAAAUAGAAAUUCGAACAUGCUGUCCCAGUGAUCUAACAGCUACAUGGAUCGAUCUUUAGAAGAUAACAUAGUAUUCCCUAAUCCCUAGUUAUUGUGAUAUAAGUAGAACCAAAUAGUACAUGACGCACCAGGAAGGUAACCUCUGACACCAGAGCAUGGUAGCUUGGUAAGGUACUGAGGUAUAUUGGUUUUGUUGCUCAAUAGGGGUAAUCAACAGUAAAUACUAGAUAAUAGAUAUACGGAGAAUUUUGGUACUGUAAACUGGAUGGGCCGGCCAAGUGUCCAUGUUAUGUCUUCUGUUCAGAAGUGGAUACGAGGAAGAAUUUAAACACAUGACAGCGCAUUAGCGCCGAUGCACACUUCAAAUCAACUGGUGGAGCUUCUGACUCCCUGCUCUAUGUGACUUUGUUCCCGUAAUUUCUGUAUCUUGCCUGCCUCUCUUUAUCUGUGGAGAGACCAGAGAGAAUGCUUGUGAAAAUUUGUGUUUAGUUGCUUGUUUUUGCAGCUAUUGUUCAAGCGCAGAAAUGCUAGUGGUAUUAGUUUGGCU